AUGAAGAAAGCGAAAGCGGAUGGGCAAGACCCUCUGUUAGCCCUACUUGACUGGCACAACACCCCAAUAGUGGGUCUAGGAAUAUCACCGGCACAGAGACUGAUGGGACGCCGCACACACACGUUCCUACCAACCCAUGAAACGCUCAUGCAGCAGCCAUCCCAGCUGGACACAGCCAUCAAAUUGGCUGAGCGGAAGGCAAAACAAGCUCAACAGUACAACAAAAAGUUUUGCCCUUUAGUGGCACUAAAGUGGGGACCUGCACAAGAGCCUUGGGGAAUUGGUCUUAUGAAGUUGAAGUUUGCGGCAGGCAAUACCGACGCAACCGUCGACAACUGCGCCUGACCCCUGAAACAGCACCACCUAUGAGUCCCAUAGAGUUAAAUCCGCCCGAGUCCACCCUCAAACCUGCACCAAACCUGAUUGAGCCGGGACCUCCACCACCGGAGUUCCACGUCGAAACCGAAGCAGAGGGAGGGCCACCUGACACUGAACUAGGAACAGAGAUUGAGCCACAAAGGAUUGAAACUCACCGAUCAGAGCGCAGAAGUCUACCACCUGUGUGGCAUCAGGAUUACCAUAUGAACUGA
Porites evermanni is the source of this 590-nucleotide messenger RNA. The record is from the annotation of a GenBank genome assembly. Lineage: Eukaryota; Metazoa; Cnidaria; Anthozoa; Scleractinia; Poritidae.